AUGACCGGAACCGCGUCGAGGUCGAGCACGGCGCGUCCAAUGAGCCACCUGUAUUGUCACCGUCCAACAACGGGACAGAGCCGACGGUGGACUGUCCAAUCAAGGCUAGCAACUGUACCCCCUCAAACCGCUGCCUCGACCCGACAUGAUGCUAGCUACGUGAUUGCUCUUCUCGAGGGCAGGGGAAUAUCGCGCGAAGUGGGAAUGGCCGCACUUGAUAAGGACACUGGCCGUGUCAUGCUCGUACAGCUUGCAGACUGCCAGACAUAUGUCAAGACCCUCCAUCAGAUGCAUUUGCAUAAUCCUUGUCUUAUUCUUGUGCCCGACACGUUUCUGUCGGCGUCGGAUGCGUCUUUGCUGCCCUCGGGAAAGCGCGCACCUGCUACGUCCCUUCUGGUCGAGUUUAUACGUGAAGAGUUUCCAAGCGUGCCGCUGGAGCCCAUGGGCAGAAAGUAUUGGAACGAGUUGAGUGGGAUGCAAUUCAUCGACCAGUUGUGUGUAGAAGACGACGAGCGGGCAGGUACUCUCAUGGCUGUACGCGACAAAUAUUUUGCGCUAUCCGCCACCUCCGCCCUGUUCAGGCACGCUGAGGCCAAACUGAACACCAGAUUCGCUGCUGGGUCCCUCCUCAUUCGCUAUGUCCCCGUCGAUGGAACUAUGAUGAUCGAUCCUGAAACAAUCAGGAAUCUUGAAUUGGUGGGAAAUAUUUCGAACAAGAAAUCAACCCAUUCUCUGUUUGGAACUGUUAACUAUACCUUCACUGCCAUGGCGUCUCGUUUACUACGCGUCAAUCUUCUGUACGUAGACAUCUCUCAUCGCUCAAACUGUAACCGAACACCAGUCACAGAGUUUGUUAAAAGUGAAGAUGCAUUCACAAACGUGAAGGCAUCUCUGAAGCCAAUGAACAAAAUGGAUUUUGACAAGCUGAUAACCUCUCUCGCUUCAUCUGAAACGAAGCCCACUAGCACGGCCCAGGGAGCAUCCACCCGUGUGUCGCAAAUGCUGAAUCUGCGGAAUAUCGUCAAGUGUAUUCCUCAGCUCCAGCAGGCUCUGGCAGGAUGUAAAUCGCAUUUGCUUCGAAUUGUCUGCGAAAUGGCCUCCGACGAACGGAUUGCUUACAUUGACCAUUUAAUUACCAAGAGUUUAAACGAGGAUACUUUACCUUCCAAACAUGGCAUUGGUGCUGUCAACGCUCGCGUCUACGCCGUAAAGGCAAACUAUAAUCCGCUGCUCGACGUAGCCCGCGAGACGUACAAGGAAAACGUUGGCGAUAUAUAUGCCCUAAACGCCACUUUGUCGGAGCAGUACGAUCUACCACUGACUCUUGUCUAUCAAGAUAUUGGUUUUGUAUUUUCGUUGAAGAAGUCUGAUGUGAUUGAAGAAUUGCCAAAGGGAUUCAUCAAUGUGUCGCUGAAGAAGGGGAGGUGGCAGUUCUCCUCCAUGGAGUUGAAAAAGAUGAACGCAAGGAUGAAAGACGCAUUGGACGAGACAUUGAUUUUGAGCGACAAGAUCAUUCGGGACCUCGUUGCAGAAAUUCUUGUCGACGUAGGAGCCUUGUACAAAGCUUCCGAAGCGAUUGCCCUGGUGGAUAUGCUACUGUCAUUCGCUCAUGUGUCCAUCAUUCGACCAGAAUUCACAGGAACACUGGCUAUCAAGGCGGGCAAACAUCCCAUUCUCGAGACUUUGCGUAUGAUGGGCACGCUCGUACCUAACGAUGUGUAUUGCGAUGAUUCUUCCUCUUUUCAAAUCAUCCAGGGACCGAACAUGUCCGGAAAAAGUACUUAUCUACGUCAAGUGGGACUAUUGACUGUGAUGGCUAUGUGUGGUUGUUUUGUACCGGCCGAGUACGCAAGUUUUCGGAUACACAACGCCCUUUUGACUAGGCUGUCAAACGACGAUGACAUGGAGAAGAGUCUCAGUACAUUUGCUAGUGAGAUGGCGACUUCUGCGAUGAUUCUCGGUCUGGCCACUCCUAAAACUCUCAUCCUCAUCGAUGAGCUUGGGAGAGGGACCUCACCUAGAGAAGGCGUAGGAAUAUCGCAUGCUAUUGCUGAGGCUUUGAUAGAACACAAGUCAUUUGUCUUCUUUGCGACUCACUUCAACGAGCUGAGCACCACGCUUUCUCGUAAGCCUUCCAUAGUAAAUCUCCAUCUCUCUGUCCAGAAACCGCGUCCAUCUGAGUCCAACUUUGGGAUGACUUUUCAAUACAAGAUCGUCGAUGGUGCACUUGAAGACAUGUCGCAUUAUGGCACGUUCAAAAGAAGACUGGAACUCGCUCGACUUGCCGACCUACCAAGCGAUGUACUCACAGAGGCUAAAAGAGUCUCUGCUAACCUCUCUGAUCUACAUGCACGUAACGAAAAGGAGAGCGAAAGUACGCAGAUUACUAUAAGACGAAAGGCUUUAUUACGGCUAAGAACGCAGCUGAAUCAAGCACUAGAACACUCCAUGCUUCCUGACGAAGAGCUACUGACAUACAUCGGACGUUUCCAGGGAGAUAUCACUAAGGCUUUUUUGUAUGGUAAGUAA
This is a messenger RNA of Guyanagaster necrorhizus, 2529 nucleotides long. RefSeq lists its product as uncharacterized. Gene Ontology annotation, molecular function: mismatched DNA binding; ATP binding; ATP-dependent DNA damage sensor activity. NCBI's taxonomy places the organism in Eukaryota, Fungi, Basidiomycota, Agaricomycetes, Agaricales, Physalacriaceae. Bases 1 to 2529 code for a protein of 842 amino acids. Gene Ontology annotation, cellular component: nucleus. The record is from RefSeq and is a predicted model, not a curated record. The transcript is spliced from 25 exons. Gene Ontology annotation, biological process: mismatch repair; reciprocal meiotic recombination.